AUGUCAGUUGAGUCAAUAGUCUUUGUAUCUGGUACAUGGUUCCUAGUAGGGCAUGCACGAGGCUGUUUCCAGUGUGUCAUCCAGGCCAUUGCCCUCCGACACUUCCUUGUUGUGGGGACGGAUGAGAUGAGGGAGAUUCAGCUGCUACCAGGGAGGAGAGGAGGUGGAGAGUUGUUAUCUGUUCAGGGAGCACGGAGGCAUGUGGACUCCCACCUGGGGGACUAUCUAUGUUGUAUCAACAGGCUCGCCUAUCUGGGAGUACAGGCCAUAAAGAUAGGGCUGCAGCCUCUGGAAUGCCUGUGUGAGUACAAGUGUGACUCCAAGCCUGUGUGUGAGUACAUGUGUGAUUCCAAGUCUGUGUGUGAGUACAAGUGUGUCUCCAAGGCUGUCCUGUGUGAGUACAAGUGUGACUCCAAGCCUGUGUGUGUAUACACAUGUGAUUCGAAGUCUGUGUGUGAGUACAAGUGUGACUCCAAGUCUGUGUGUGAGUACAAGUGUGAUUCCAAGUCUGUGUGUGAGUACAAGUGUGAUUCCAAGCCUGUGUGUGAAUACAAGUGUGACUCCAAGUCUGUGUGUGAGUACAAGUGUGAUUCCAAGCCUGUGUGUGAGUACAUGUGUGAUUCCAAGUCUGUGUGUGAGUACAAGUGUGAUUCCAAGUCUGUGUGUGAGUACAAGUGUGACUCCAAGCCUGUGUGUGUAUACACAUGUGAUUCGAAGUCUGUGUGUGAGUACAAGUGUGAUUCCAAGCCUGUGUGUGAGUACAAGUGUGAUUCCAAGCCUGUGUGUGAGUACAAGUGUGAUUCCAAGCCUGUGUGUGAGUACAUGUGUGAUUCCAAGUCUGUGUGUGAGUACAAGUGUGAUUCCAAGUCUGUGUGUGAAUACAAGUGUGACUCCAAGCCUGUGUGUGAGUACAAGUGUGAUUCCAAGCCUGUGUGUGAGUACAUGUGUGAUUCCAAGUCUGUGUGUGAGUACAAGUGUGAUUCCAAGUCUGUGUGUGAAUACAAGUGUGACUCCAAGCCUGUGUGUGAGUACAUGUGUGAUUCCAAGCCUGUGUGUGAGUACAUGUGUGAUUCGAAGUCUUUGUGUGAGUACAAGUGUGACUCCAAGCCUGUGUGUGAAUACAAGUGUGACUCCAAGCCUCCUGUUUAUAAGGAAGUAGGCCAGAAUGACAGUACACUCCGGCUCCAGCUGGCAUAA
Molecule: messenger RNA, 1197 nt
Organism: Haliotis rufescens (red abalone)
Lineage: Eukaryota; Metazoa; Mollusca; Gastropoda; Lepetellida; Haliotidae
Product: keratin-associated protein 16-1-like
Exons: 4
Coding region: 1-1197 (398 amino acids)
Source: RefSeq, a predicted model, not a curated record